Messenger RNA from Periophthalmus magnuspinnatus, 1322 nucleotides. RefSeq names its product transcription factor AP-2 epsilon (gene tfap2e). Lineage: Eukaryota; Metazoa; Chordata; Actinopteri; Gobiiformes; Gobiidae. Gene Ontology annotation, molecular function: DNA-binding transcription factor activity, RNA polymerase II-specific; RNA polymerase II transcription regulatory region sequence-specific DNA binding. The record is from RefSeq and is a predicted model, not a curated record. Gene Ontology annotation, biological process: regulation of cell population proliferation; anatomical structure development; regulation of transcription by RNA polymerase II. Gene Ontology annotation, cellular component: nucleus. The transcript is spliced from 7 exons. Bases 30 to 1322 code for a protein of 430 amino acids.
GUGGUUCAAUUUGACGUUUGGGGUCCCCGAUGUUGAUCCACACGUACUCGGCGAUGGAGCGCGCGGACGGCCUGAGCUCUUCCCCUGGGAGUCGCCUUUCCUCUCUCUCCUCUCUGUCCGCCCAGGGCGCUUACUCCUCAGCUCCUCCGCUGUGCCACACCCCGGCCUCGGACUUCCAGCCUCCGUACUUCCCCCCGCCGUACCCACAGUCCUCACUGCCGUACGCCACGGCUCAGAGCCAGGACUACGAGCCGUACGCAUCCCUCAAUUCACUGCACCAGCACCACACUGCGCAUGCGCAGCACCAUCACCAGUCGGCCUGGCACACCCAGCGCACGCGGUCAGAGGAGGCGGGACUUCUGUCGCAGUCUCACCGCGCGCUCAGCCUCGAGCCGCGGCGUGAGUUUCCGUCAGUGCCUCGCCUCCUGCACGGGCUCGCGGAGGGGGCCGCCGCGCUCGGGGACGGGCCUCUGGGCAUGCACCUGGGACACCACGCGCAUGACGACCUCCAGGGGCUGGAGGAGGGAUCGGCUCUGGGCGUCCUCGAUCACUCCGUCAUUAAAAAAGUCCCGAUCCCGUCUAAGUUGAAUGGUUCAUCAUUCUCGUCGCUCUCCUCUUUGGGGAAGGAGAGUUUUGGGAUGGGUGCCGUGUCUAAUCCUGCGGAGGUCUUCUGCUCGGUCCCUGGACGCCUCUCUCUCCUCAGCUCCACCUCCAAAUACAAAGUGACGGUGGGGGAAGUGCAGAGGAGGCUGUCUCCUCCUGAGUGUCUGAACGCAUCUCUGCUCGGUGGAGUGCUGCGCAGGGCAAAGUCCAAGAACGGAGGCCGGUGUCUGAGGGAGCGACUGGACAAGAUCGGCCUGAAUCUCCCUGCAGGACGACGCAAAGCUGCCAACGUCACUCUGCUCACCUCCCUGGUGGAAGGUGAGGCGGUGCACUUGGCCAGAGACUUUGGUUUCGUUUGUGAGACAGAGUUCCCGGCUCGAGCUGCGGCCGAGUACCUGUGUGGUCAGAGUGACCCCGAGACUCUGCACACGAGGAGAAGCAUGAUCCUGGCCACAAAGGAGGUCUGUAAGGAGUUUCUGGACCUCAUGACUCAGGACCGCUCUCCUCUAGGGGGCAGCAGACCGGCCCCAUGCCUUGACCCAGGAGUUCAGAGCAGUUUGACCCACUUCAGCCUCCUGACCCACGGCUUUGGGUCUCCGGCCAUCUGCGCUGCCCUCUCCGCCUUCCAGAGCUACCUGAGCGAAGCCAUCAAGAUACUGGACAAAGGAGAGACAGGAGGGAAACUACGGCACGAGAAAGAGCUCAAACAUCGCAAAUAA